This is a messenger RNA of Oppiella nova, 489 nucleotides long. The record is from the annotation of a GenBank genome assembly. NCBI's taxonomy places the organism in Eukaryota, Metazoa, Arthropoda, Arachnida, Sarcoptiformes, Oppiidae.
GAUGAAAUGGGGGUCUCUGGAGGCCAUCAAAGGGCAGUACAACUGGGGAAACGCCGACAAAUUGGUUGCGUAUGCAGAGCAACACAAUAUGAAGAUCAGGGGACAUACCCUCAUAUGGCACAAACAGUUGCCCUCAUAUAUUGCGGGACUGGAGGGCAAAAGGCUGAGCUCGAAAAAGUGAUCAAGGAUCAUAUUAAUACAGUAGCUGGACAUUUCAAAGGUAAGAUCUACGCGUGGGAUGUCGUCAAUGAGGUGAUCGAUGACGGGUCCGGUAAACUAAGGGACAGCAUAUUCUCGCGAACUUUUAACUCCAGUUUUAUUGAGGAGGCCUUCCGUACGGCACACGCGGCCGACCCUAACGCCAAGCUAUACAUCAAUGACUACAACGUCGAAGCCGUUAACACAAAGUCAGACGCCUUAUACGCGUUGGUCAAGGAGCAGGCUAUUUCUUUGGGAGUCCGAAACGACCGUUGGAACUUAAACUUAAAA